Messenger RNA from Malus domestica (apple), 1086 nucleotides. The record is from RefSeq and is a predicted model, not a curated record. Lineage: Eukaryota; Viridiplantae; Streptophyta; Magnoliopsida; Rosales; Rosaceae.
AUGACUGCGUCCGUCUUGGUUCAUCGAAAGAAGGUGAACAGGAAUUGUAUCGUGUCCAACAUGUAUGAUGCCCAACUGCUUGUGAAUUUCUACAGAAUUGCAAGGGAGGUUUUAGAAACCGCUGCUCGUGUAAUACGGCCUGGUAUCACAACAGAUGAAAUUGAUCGGGUGGUCCAUGAGGCUACUAUUGCUGCUGGUGGAUAUCCAUCUCCUCUCAACUACCAUUUUUUCCCCAAGUCUUGCUGCACGUCAGUCAAUGAAGUAAUUUGCCAUGGUAUUCCUGAUGCCAGGAAAUUAGAGGAUGGUGAUAUAAUCAAUGUUGAUGUGACUGUGUAUUAUAAAGGCGUCCAUGGUGAUUUAAAUGAAACAUACUUUGUGGGAAAUGUUGAUGAAGAGUCUCAACGGCUAGUCCAAUCUACUUAUGAGAGCAUGGAGAAAGCAAUAUCCAUCAUAAAACCUGGAAUGCGAUUCCGUGAAGUCGGUGAAGUCAUUAAUCGCCAUGUAACAAUGUCGGGAUUCUCUGUGGUGAAAUCAUAUUGUGGUCAUGGUAUUGGGGAGCUUUUUCAUUGUGCACCAAAUAUUCCCCAUUACACAAGAAACAAAGCAGUUGGUGUAAUGAAAGCUGGACAGACUUUUACAAUUGAACCCGUGAUAAAUGCAGGGGUUUGGCGUGAUCGGAUGUGGCCUGAUGGAUGGACAGUUGUUACCGCAGAUGGCAAGCGCAGUGCACAGUUUGAGCACACACUUCUGGUGACAGAGACUGGAGUUGAAGUUCUUACAGCUCGGUUGCCAUCAUCACCCAAAGUGUUCCCUUGGUUAAAUGCUUAAUGACUGCGUCCGUCUUGGUUCAUCGAAAGGGGUGAACAGACAUAAGGAUGUCAUUCAUGGUAAUCAUGCAUUAGUAAGAGGAGAAGAAUAAUCAUUUGAUAAUGUUACUUCCACUGCCUCUUCUGCUGGGUCAAGAUAUCAUGUGUGUAACUUACUGGUUAAUAUAGUUAAAGAAAGUUUUGGUUAAGGAGCAAUAAUUUUUUUUGGUCGUUUUGCAAGAGUUGUAUGAAUCAUUCAUAAACAAUGGUCAUUGUGAAG